Oncorhynchus gorbuscha (pink salmon) is the source of this 3025-nucleotide messenger RNA. RefSeq names its product feline leukemia virus subgroup C receptor-related protein 1-like. Bases 1429 to 2799 code for a protein of 456 amino acids. The record is from RefSeq and is a predicted model, not a curated record. The transcript is spliced from 7 exons. Gene Ontology annotation, cellular component: mitochondrion; membrane. Gene Ontology annotation, molecular function: heme binding; heme transmembrane transporter activity. Lineage: Eukaryota; Metazoa; Chordata; Actinopteri; Salmoniformes; Salmonidae. Gene Ontology annotation, biological process: heme export; mitochondrial transport; erythrocyte differentiation.
UGAACAAGGCAGUUAACCCACUGUUCCUAAGCCGUCAUUGAAAAUAAGAAUUUGAUCUUAAUUAACUGACUUGCCUAGUUAAAUAAAGGUUUAGAAAAAAGGACAAAAGAAAACCUGUAAUAACAUCCAUAAAUCCUAUUUCUGUUUGGUCAGGAGACACUAAGAUCACUAUCUAUGGACACACUCAGCAGUCACUGGCUAUGGCGUUGGUAAUGCUUACGGCUUUCUUCGAAGUGUUUUCGCUCCGGGUAUUUGGUGAUAUGUCCUGCAGCUGUCCAAGCAGACCGUUGCUCCGGAGUCACUGCCUGGAGCGACUUGAAGUCGCAGGUGUUUUGCAAAUGACAGUCAAAAUGUCUCUUCUCUGCUCUUUCCCAAAACUUACUGUCAAUCUCUACUCGACACCACGUUUCUCGUAGCAUGUUUAAUUCGAACAGGGCACCCUCUUUAUAUUUUGACAUGUUUGAUAGGCUUUACAACACCACAAUAGCAAGCAGCAGCCAAAUGACGUGGGCGUAAUGAGCGCGUUGUUGUCUUUAGCCGCGCCGCGGUUUCCAUGGAUCUGGAAACCUGAGAAUUUCGCGCAACAAUGCAAACUGUGACUACGUGGAAGUGUAGUGAUGUAGGCCUACGUGUGCCAGUGCAUCUUGAAACGUAUUUAAUCGUUGUAAAUCUGAGGACGAAUUGAAGAUCCGCAUUUUCAAAAACAUAAUGAAUAAAAGUGUAAAUUCACCUCCCAUCUACAAAUGUAAGGUCUACAAUUAGCAGAGAACAUUGAUUUGUUAGGUCUAUGUCAUUGAGGUGGAUGAUUUUAUUACACAUUUUAUGCAUAGAUUGUCUCAAUCGUUAGUUUUUUCAGUGCGAGUAUCCUACUGUACAGUAUAUGCUAGGCAGGUAUAUUAGGUUAACCUAAGAUUAGGAUUAGGGAGAGAUAAUGAGACCAUGUGUCACUAAUGAACACAUACACCUUUGAACAACCUCAAUUAUAUUAAGGAAAUUAUCCAGUUUAUUUGAAUGCAUAAAGAGGCCGGUGAGCACUUCUUCCAAUCACAUGUCCCGGACUGGGUGGGGAUAAUAACCGCCAUAGCCUUCCAAAUCAGGUAUUUUGAUUGGUCGGAGUCAUCAUACGAAGGCCUCUAUAUUUGAGUUGUCUGAUGUAAAUGCGCCCUGCCUUACAGUACUCUCCACUCCCAUGCACUGAACAAAAGCGGCACGGGCAUACUAGGCUACAGCAGGACUAUGCGAAAGAAGGCGUUUAUGAGAGCGAAUACAGAUAGAUAGCCUACAAUAUUUUAGAAUGACUUAUUCAUAAAACGGUGUGAAUAGUUGUAUUAUCUACUAACUGAAUGUUGGAUCUGCCCUAUUUUGUGUAAACGUGCUUCCUGACUUUAGGGUAUAGGCUAUAGCGAUAGGCGACGUUGGCGCAGCAUCAUGGUGUCUGGCGAGUUGGUACAGGAGCAUCUGCGACGUGACAACGCACCUGACGAAAUAGACAUCUCAUGCAAGCGCUCAGUGCAUAACGGGGCAGUCCCAAUAGGGGACCAGUACACCGAUCUAACGAAUGGAUCGGCACAUCUGACAGAACUGGACUCGAAGGCUUUGGAACAAGAGAUCCUUCCAGAUGAGAAGCAGGCUAUGCUUCCUGGAGAGGAAACAUGUAUCGAAACGAAACUCUAUUGGAGAAGAUUCUCCGUUUUAGCUGUUUUCAGCUUUUACUCCCUCGUCAACGCAUUUCAAUGGAUCCAGUACAGCAUCAUCACCAACAUUUUUACCCACUUCUACAAUGUAUCCAGCGACAAGAUCGACUGGCUGUCAAUUGUAUACAUGGUCGCGUAUGUGCCUUUGAUCUUCCCGGCAACAUGGUUACUGGAUAAAAAAGGACUGAAACUGACAGCCCUUAUGGGCGCGGGUUUGAACUGCGUCGGUGCGUGGGUGAAAUGCGCCAGCGUCCGGCCAGAUCUGUUCGGUGUGACAAUGACCGGACAGAUAAUAUGUUCUAUAGCCCAAGUCUUCAUCCUCGGGCUGCCCUCUAAGAUUGCAUCAGUGUGGUUUGGCCCGAAGGAGGUGUCUACUGCAUGUGCCACUGCCGUGCUGGGUAACCAGCUGGGCACUGCCAUUGGCUUCCUGCUUCCACCUGUCCUGGUCCCCAACACUGUGGAAGACCUAGAGCUGAUGGGACACAACAUCAGCGUUAUGUUUUAUUGGACAGCUGUAGUCUCCACUGCUCUCUUCAUCUUGACUGUAAUUGUCAUGAAAGACAGACCCUCACUACCUCCCAGCCAAGCUCAGGCAGUCCUACCUGACUGUGCUCCUGAAGACUACUCCUACAGACAGUCCAUAAUAAACCUGUUCAAGAACAAACCUUUCAUCCUACUGCUCAUCAGUUAUGGGCAGGCAUGGCUCACUGAUAUGAUGUUGUUGUUCUGUAGGUUCUUCAUGACUGGUUACCUGCCGCUUGGCUUUGAAUUUGGGGUUGAAAUUACGUAUCCUGAAUCGGAAGGGACAUCUUCUGGUCUUCUUAAUGCAUUUGCACAGAUCUUUGGGAUUAUUUUCACAUUGAUCCAGGGAAGACUAACAACAGACUACAACCCCCUGGCUGGGAACCUGUUCCUCUGUGUCUGGAUCUUCCUGGGCAUCUUUCUCACAGCCUUAAUAAAAUCAGAACUGAAAAGAAACAACGUCAAUAUGGGCAUGAACCACAGAAAUCUUCAAGCAGUCCCUACCGAGUGCCCUUCAGACAAGCCAACCAAUGGCGUCAAGAUGGAAACUUCAGUCAGCUUUUCCCACGAGACCUCACUUUAAUCCAAAAAGGACAGGGGGGUCAGGUCACUCAACACUACUGAACAUUUCAGAGGCCUACAACACAUUCAACAACAUUUCCUGAGGUUACUUGAAAUCUCCUUUUCUUUGGAUUGUAAACUGUAAUGUGUUAUAAUGUUUGUACUGUAGUGGUUUUAGCCAAGCCAUGAUUUGUUUAUACAUAGGUAAACUAUAAGCACCUAAAUACACCUUUUAACUUCCAAUAGUC